AUGGCGACGCCAUCAAACAUGCUAUCAUAUUGGCAGGCUGUUCAUUGGACUAGUUUGGGGGCUGGCGCCGCGGCUGCGCUUUUUCUAUUGCUACACUCGUCUAUGUUUCAUCGCCCGAAGCGACGCAUGGCCGACCUGCUGCUAAGUGGUAUUGCAUUGGCGGACUUAACCUUUGUUGGGAUUGAGGCAAUAAAGCAAGCGCUACGAACAUCGUACUUGGCACGAUGUUGGCACGAAGAUGAAUAUCUGAAGGGUUUGCACUACACAACGAAGGACUUCAUCUUGACGCUUCUUUCGCGCUUUAGCUUCUUCAUGUCUUUCUACUGGACUGCAAACCUUUCGUUGCUUUUGAGACUCGGCAGUUUGGAGGCACUUCAUAUCAAAAGAAGUUUGCUGUUAUCGUCGCUAACUUCACUCGUUUACGGAUGUAUGCAUGCCCUCCUUCCCACCCUAAGUGAAAAAGGGUCGAGCGAUUUUGGGCUGGCGUAUACUGUCACUGCUGUACUCGUAUUUGUAAUGCAACUGACGCCCUUGUUGCUCAUUGUCGUCAAUCUUAGAGCCGUGAAAAAAUCUAGACUGAAUGCGUCCGUUCGAGGUCGAAACAUCAUUCGACGUCUAACCGGCUACUGCCUCUGUGCGAUUGUGUUCACACUACCGUAUGCAUUUGCAGUCAUCUUCUCCAGAAGCUGUGUAGGUGUUGGAGUUGUUGCGGAGACACUGACUUAUUUUAUCACCGUGACAAAUGCUCUGCUGUUUGGCACAAGUUUCAGCUGCUGUUGUUUCUGUGUUAAGGCAACUGAGACAGCACUGCCUGCACAUGAAGUCAAAUUGCGAUGUAGUGAUACGCCAUCAUCAUCGAUUGAUAUAUCCGCCGGCGUAAUGACAGAAGAAAGCGAGACGCCUGAUAGUACAGGAUAUACGGCACUUACUACUAAUGGCGUAUCCGAUUCUCGAGGUGGAUUACAUGUUGGAAGCCUUAAUGUUAUUUCUGAAAUGGUGACGGAUGAAGCUGCCGUGAAGAUUGGCGAGGGGUCCAGUUCGAAAGUGUACAAAGCACAGUGGUUAGGAAUUACUGUCGCGUUGAAGUGUUUGCGACUGUAUGCUGGUGACACUACUGAUACCUCAUUGUACAUGACGCAUCUGGCUGAGUUGCGUGCAGAAUUUCUCGAUGAAGCUGGGUUGGCUGCUCAGUUGCGCCAUCCAAACAUCACACUCUUCAUUAAACUUGGCACUUAUAAAAAAAGCUUGUGCCUCGUCAAUGAGUACUGCGCGCGUGGAUCACUACGAGAUGUGCUUCGGGCGAAUCCGCUCAUGGAGUGGAACACAAGGGUUCGUUUAGCCUUUGAAGCGGCAAAAGAUUUUGGGAUUGCACGGAUCGCCACAAAUUUUUCAGUACAAAAACAGGUCCUUUCACAACAACUAUCGGCGCAGUCGCUUUAUUCAUUGCAAUCGAUCAAUGAAAGUUUAUGUGUGGAGGAUAAUGCCGCUUCUGAGCUUACGACUUUUGCUGGUACUUGGCGUUGGAAUGCACCCGAAAUUAUGAAAAAUCCAAGUGAGUGCCAAUUUAAUCGCGAGACAGACAUGUACAGCUUCGGUAUGUCUUUGUGGGAAAUCUUAACAAACGGAGCUGUUCCAUUUGGCAAUGUCAAUUUUGAUCAUCAAGUGCGACAGCUGGUGGCAGCGGGUGAACGUCCUGCACUACCACCGGCUUAUUUGCGACAUGCACCGUCUGAGUUUAUCGAUAUCAUGUGUGCAUGCUGGCAUCAGCGGCCGCAUAAACGUCCUAGUGCUCAAAAUGUCAUGCUACAACUCGGAUCUUUGUCAAACUCAAUGUGGCAUAGCUCGGAUUAUUACUUUUCGUCGCAAGACACAGCACGUUUUGCUUAUAGUAGCAGCUACAGUCACGCGAUGGAUUCGAACCAGAGUUGCCCAAUAUUCUCGUAA
Molecule: messenger RNA, 1944 nt
Organism: Plasmopara halstedii
Lineage: Eukaryota; Oomycota; Peronosporomycetes; Peronosporales; Peronosporaceae
Product: tkl protein kinase
Exons: 3
Coding region: 1-1944 (647 amino acids)
Biological process (GO): protein phosphorylation
Molecular function (GO): protein kinase activity; ATP binding
Source: RefSeq, a predicted model, not a curated record